AUUAAUUGAAAAAGUAUGAAUAUUUUGAACGCAGUUACAUUUAUUAUUUAUGGUCUCCAUUUCUUGUCUCUGGUACAUAUAUCGUUUUUCCUUUUCCGGUUCUGCAUCGAAGCUGUAACCAUGCCGCUCGCAAUUGAUUUGCUGCACCCUUCGCCCGCGUCGGAGAGGAGGAAGCACAAGCUCAAAAGGCUAGUGCCCCAUCCUAACUCCUAUUUCAUGGACGUGAAAUGCCCUGGUUGCUACAAAAUCACAACGGUAUUCAGUCACGCGCAGAGAGUAGUGGUAUGUGCUGGGUGUUCGACAAUUCUCUGCCAACCCACUGGUGGCCGCGCUAGAUUAACUGAAGGAUGUUCGUUUAGGAGAAAACAACAUUAAUUUUACCUGGAGAGAGAGCCCUACUUUUAAGAUUUGCAUUUUAUUUUCCAAUCGUACGAAUGAGUGAUAUUUUUCUUAUUCAUUGGAUUUGUUAAAGCAUUACAAAUAAAGGCUUUUUCAAAAGGUA
Molecule: messenger RNA, 502 nt
Organism: Danaus plexippus (monarch butterfly)
Lineage: Eukaryota; Metazoa; Arthropoda; Insecta; Lepidoptera; Nymphalidae
Gene: RpS27
Product: small ribosomal subunit protein eS27
Exons: 3
Coding region: 16-375 (119 amino acids)
Biological process (GO): translation; ribosomal small subunit assembly
Cellular component (GO): ribosome; cytosolic small ribosomal subunit
Molecular function (GO): RNA binding; structural constituent of ribosome
Source: RefSeq, a predicted model, not a curated record